Molecule: messenger RNA, 2210 nt
Organism: Trichobilharzia szidati
Lineage: Eukaryota; Metazoa; Platyhelminthes; Trematoda; Strigeidida; Schistosomatidae
Source: the annotation of a GenBank genome assembly
GCAACUCACGUUUUUAUAAAUUGUUGGUUUCUAAUUCAACAUCUAUUCUCACUAAAAAUCCCAUGUCGGUAGUAAAUUUUACGCUUUUAAAUGAUGAACAAGACAGUGUGCCAUGCCCAGAUGCUGUUCCUUUGGCUGUUGAUAAACUGACAGACCAUUCAAAAAGUAUAAUAAACAAUCUUAAAUCGCAAUGCUCAAAAUUACUUUCUGGAAGCUGGUCUGAUACAAGCAAUUUCUGCGUAGAACCAUCUCGGAGUUGUGGUUUAAGCAAUUACUUAUAUAUUGGCUUUUUGAAAGAUGAUGUUAUUUCUGCUAAAAAUGAACCGCGUAAAGUACUUAUUCGUGUAUACGGUGAAGUUUUGCGAAGUUGUACUGAUUCUAUCGUUUCUGAUUCAGUUAAUUUUGCAAUACUUUCUGAGAAACGUAUUGGACCUAAGUUGCAUGGUGUAUUUCCUGGUGGACGAAUAGAAGAAUAUAUUGAGUCAAGACCUUUAACAACUCAAGAGCUUCCAUUAGUAAUAGACGUUGCUGCACGACAUAUGGCUUGUUUUCAUAAACUGUGUAUGCCAUUUUCUAAAACACCAUCAUUCAUAAUGAAAAUGUUAAAUAAAUAUCUUGAUCAGUUGACAGACACUCCAGAACAUUUGCAUCGUCCACGGCCAAAACUGUCUACAAACACUUUAUCUCAAUUAGCGCUGGAAGGAUUUUCAUUCGCCAAUGAUGGACAUAUGCUAACAGAACCAUCGUAUGAUGAAGCUAAAAGUAUGGUUUAUCGAUUAUCGCUUAUUGAUGAAUUCAAUUGGCUAAAGAGGAGAAUUACAGAAUGUUAUGCUGAUGUAUUUCCAAUUGUAUUUUGUCAUAAUGAUUUUCAAGAAAAUAAUCUACUGCUGUUAAAUGAUCCAACGGUGGAAAAUGUUUAUCGUCUACUUCCGAUCGAUUUUGAAUACUCUGGAUAUAAUUAUCGCGGAUUCGAUAUAGGUAAUCAUUUCAAUGAAUGGUGUUAUGAUUAUACAAAUCCUAAUCCUCCAUACUUUCAUUAUAAUUUUCAAAAUUAUCCUGAUCGUUACAAACAGAAACUUUUCUGGAACGCUUAUCUAGCUGAAAAGAAUUCAGACUCAUCAACUGAACAAAAUAGUUGUAUUAAAACAGCUACAACAACAAAUGGUAACUGUAGAAAUGGUGACCAUCAAGAUUCUAGUCUAAAUCUUGGUGAUUUUAACGAUGCUACCGGUGAUGAUGAUGAUAUUUUAUGGAUUGAGACAGUCUAUGGCUCAUUAUUAUCGCAUUUGUUUUGGUCUGCAUGGUCACUUGUUCAAAGUCAGUUGUCUAGCAUUCAAUUCGAUUUUAUGGAAUAUGCCAAAGUUCGUAUGGACCAUUAUCAUUUAAUGAAAUCCUGGUUACCUUCGAAGCAUAGGUGAAUUGUCUAAAUAGCGCACAUCAUAGUGUAUGUGUGUCUUGAUUUCUAAUCUCCUCUUUGUUUGCUUGUUUGUUUGUUUUGUUUGUUUUUUCACUUCAUCUCUUAAUUACUCAAUCAAUAACUAAUUCUUUUUUUUGCGGAGAAAUGAACCGAUCAUUCUUCAUAGCUACCACUACUCUCGACUAAUCAUUUUGCUUAGGAUUACUUAUUGUAAUUCUACAACAGUGUGUUGUAGUUGAUUAUAUAUUUCUGUAAUAUUUUUUUUCCGUAUAAGAAGAGGAAAUGUAGUCUCUGUGAUACAAUAUACAUAUUUUUUCGCAAGUGAUUAGAUAGUCGAAAAAAAAUCAAUAAAUGAUUCUGUCUGACUGUAAGUAUCUCCAACGCAUUGAGAUCACCUGUGUAUGUGUUGAUUCAACUACACUAGAAUAGGUCGCUGGUGUUGUUGUUGUUCUACCUGACUGUGUUGUUCAGAACUGUGAUUAGUAUUGUGUAUUAUUGGAUUUAUAUACAUAUACAUCUACAUAUAACUAAGCACAAUAUACCCGGUACUACAUACACUUUCCUAUUUUCAUAUUUCUGAAUAAUGUGUAGUUCCUCCUAUCCCCUGUAUAAUUAAUUAAUUGGCUAGCUAUUAUUAUGUCUCCAAAUGUGUACUUUACCCCCACCCCACCCUAACUACUACACUACCCUUACUAUUACUACUACUCAUGUCUUUGUUUACUUUUCUUCUUAUCCUUCCCUAUUUUUUGUUUUAUUUUUAACUAAUAAAUUAUUAUUUUUGAUAUAUGCAUAC